Molecule: messenger RNA, 5931 nt
Organism: Lottia gigantea (owl limpet)
Lineage: Eukaryota; Metazoa; Mollusca; Gastropoda; Lottiidae
Exons: 42
Coding region: 1-5931 (1976 amino acids)
Biological process (GO): regulation of small GTPase mediated signal transduction; positive regulation of GTPase activity
Cellular component (GO): cytoplasm; nucleus
Molecular function (GO): GTPase activator activity
Source: RefSeq, a predicted model, not a curated record
AUGUUUAGAAAGUCGGCCAGUCAUGGCGAUGUCAAGAAAUCGGCUCAAAAGGUAGCUGAUCCCAAGAAAGAUACUGUGACAAGAUUGAAGCACCUGCGAACUGUUUUGGAAACCUACCGAUAUGAUGUUCAAGAAGCCAAGAGGUUUUUUCAAGAGAACUAUUCCCAUAUUUACUAUAUCUUUUACGAUAACUUCAGUACAAUAGAAGCAGACUUAAAACAAAGAGCUAAUAAAGCCCACAAGGAGGAAUUGGAAUCCAUCUUGAUUAUAUUUGAAAGAAUUUUGUAUCUUGUACCAGAAUUGAUUCACAAAAGAUGGAUGUUUCACAGCAUUGGUGGAAUAUUAAAGAAGCUGCUACAUCCUGGAAAUUGUAUUAAGUUGAGAAGAGAAGGUAUGAGGUUGUAUGUUAUUUGGUAUCAAAUUUUACAAAAUAAUGCUAGCGAAGAAUGUCAUCAGAUCUUUGUACAACUGGUGCCUGGUUUAGGAGAGGGUACACAUCAAGAUGCAUUGCUCAACAGAGUUCCAACCACGCCUGAUAGUAAGUUUCAUUAUAUUCUAUUUCUUUCCCAUGGUAUGAUAGCUGCAGGGGAGAUUACUCCAAUAUUACCAGCUAUUGGAGAAAAGGUGCCUGAAAAUUUAACCAAGUAUUUUUUAGAUGCUCUGUUGGCAUGCUUAGUGUCAGAGGUGGUGAAGAUAGAAUGGAUAAAUAAAGAAAUGAAGGAGAACAGUUUUAUCUUUUUAUUUAGUAAAUUUAAACAGUUUUAUUUACCUUGGCUGUUGCCUGACUUUCAACGUUCCCGUGAUAUUUAUGAACCAUCAUUAGAUUUACCUCGGAUACGUACCAUGGAUGAAAUGGGUAGAUUAGAUUAUCCAGCCAAUGUCUCAGAAUGUCGUGAUUCAUUUAUUCUGUGGCUGGCCAACUUCACCUUGAUGAGUAAAAAACCUUCAGCUAAUUCUCAAAACAAGUCAUAUUUUCCACCAUUACUACCAGACAGUCAUUCUACUACUAGUGUAACUGAUGAAGAGAAAAGAGAGAGUACUGAAGAUCAGCCUGAUAAUGCUGGUCCUAGUCGUGAUGCUACUGGUAUUCAGUAUUCUGAGAAGGAUAUAGUCACAAUAGGUCAUGAAGAACAUAGUCUAUCAGAGUAUGAGAUAGUACGCUCUGUUCUCUUCUCCACAAGAGAAAAUGUCAACAUUGUUCAUGAAUGUUUCAGACAGGCAUUGUUAUUCUCCUUUAGACAUGCGGAUGCUAUGAGGGUGGUUAUUACAGUAUAUAAAGAAUGGUUUCAGCAUGUAGAUAAACGACCAGUAUUUAUGUGUGAACCAUUGAGUGAACUAGAGUUAUCUGUAAGAGAUGGUUCACCAAAUCAAUUGUACAGUAGUUUAUCUGAUAUCGUGGAGGAAGGUUCAUCUGAUGUACUGGCACGACAAGGAUUGUUUCCUGAAGUUCUAGACAAGCCACGGUACAUCAGGAAUGCAUCAUAUCUUGGUGCUGUACAGGAAUUAGCUGACGAGGGAAGUGAAAAUCGCCAGUUUGAUGUUCGAGCUGGUUUACAGAGGAUAUUACAAGUGUUUAUAACCAACUCAGCUAAUAUCUUUCUAUUAGAAACUACUGAUGACAGUUCACUACAGGAACAGGUUGAUCUUUGUAAAAGAGUACUUAACAUAUAUAGAUAUUUAGUGAUGCAUGUGACUCUUAAUCAGAAUACUUGGGAGCAGUUAUUGGUUGUGUUGUUGAGAGUUACUUCAGGCGUGUUGAAAUCAUCUCCACCAUCAGAAAGACAUAAAAGUUUAGGUGGAAGACUAGCACAGCCUAUAUUUCAGACUUUAAUUGUAACAUGGAUUAAGGCUAAUCUAAAUGUAAUGAUACCUGUCAGUUUAUGGAAUGAUUUCUUACAAUCUUUAUCUUCUCUGACAUCUUGGAUAGAAGUGGUUAAAGAAUGGGCCAAAACUAUGGAAACAUUGACUCGUGUGUUAGCUAAUCAAGUAUAUGGUCUACAUCUAAAUGAUUUACCUCUAGAAAGAUUGAGUGAACAGAAAGAGAAACGAAAGAGAGGAAAGGGUAAAGAUGUUCAUAUUUUAGAAUUGAGAUCAAGAUCAGUAAGUGAUAAAGGAUUUUCAAGAAGUUGGGGAAGAAAUGAAUCAGGUAGUGGUCUACGUGGGUCCACCAAUUCAGCUCCAGGUGCAGAAUCACCAUUUGAACGUGGUAAAUACCGCAGUGAUGGAAGUGUCAAAUCUAGACAUGAACUUCAUAAACAGAGGUCAUUGAGCGGUGAGCCAUCACCAGCACAUUCUAGAAAUGGUUCUGAUCCAUCUGAGAUUAUGAUCAGAAGCAGCAGUGAAGGCAAUAUUGCCGACCCUAGAGAACUACUGGAAAAACUAAGAGUUAAUGCAUCUACCACCAUGAUUAUAUUUACAGGAGCUACAGCAGCAAUGGAAGAUGAUGAAGUUGCUCGUAUCAAUACCACCAGUACAUGUACAGCGGAGCUAACAUCAGGGCAAUAUUUACAGUGUACCCCAGAUAAUAAUAGUCUAGAAAAAUCAGACUAUGAUCCUUUAACAUCUAGAGGUAAUUGUAACUCAGUCAAUUUCCUGAUAAAGAUUUUUUCAUAUUCUGAAUUUCAUAUAAUUUUUCUAUAUGAUUCUUGUGUUGUGAUAGACCCUACCUUCCAGAACACCUUAUGCCAUUUUGCUACUAGUUCUCGACCACCGUUAGCGUUUUUAGUCUAUUCCACCUAUGCCGUAAUGACAUCUGACAUAUUUUUGUUUCUAUCUUUAGUGUCUAGAACACCAUCUCCAGUGUCCAUGAGAUCUAAAUCUGUAUCACGUACCCCCUCACCUACCUGUGAAAUAUUACCUCAGAAAGAUAGUCCCACACCUGAUAGAGAUAGUUUACAUAUUGACAUGAUGGCUGGAGCUGAUGAAGAUGCUAGACCAGAAGAUUUUAAUGAAUCUCGUAGUGUACUGUCUGGUGGUCAUGUGACAGGAUGGAUGCCAGAUGUUGCUGUUGUAUUGUGGAAGAGAAUGAUAGGAUGUUUAGGCAACAUUAAUAAAAUAGAGGAUCCUGCUAUACAUGCCUCUGUCUUUGAGUACUUAAGUGAUCUGCAAGAUACAAUGUUCAGAAUGAGAGAGAAUUUGGGAGUGACGUCUGAUAAUAUGAUUUCACCUCAACCUCCAAUUUUAAUACCAGAACAACAUAAAUUUAUAUCAUGGUUAUUUGAGUGUAUAAAAUUAGAUGAACGGUAUAAAGAAGGAAAGUUGUUUGCAUAUCAGUUAUUAUGUCAGAUAAUGAUUCAGAGACAUGAUAUCACUCCCGCUUUAGAUAUUUUAUCACAGUAUUAUUAUAUAUUACAUCAUGGUCUACUCUCUUCAGAUCAGGAUGUAGCUAAUGUUUUAAUUCGUAAUUGUGGAGCCAAGUAUUUUAGUUGUCCUCUACCAGCUAGUAGAUUAUUGAUGUUAGAUUUUAUACAAGCUGCCUCCUCAAUUAUUACUGCCAUGGAUGUUAAUGAGCCUCCAAGAGCAGAAGCUGUCUCACUAUUAGGAUGUUUGAUCUGUUUUCCAAAUCACUUUCAAGAAAUGCCAGUUUUAAAACCUAAUUCUGUAGACAGAAUUACUUUAACUUGCAAUGACAUGAAGAAUCACAUCAUUGAUUCUCUAUUAGUAGCAGGUAAACGUGAGCCAGCAGGUCACGCUAGAUGUAUAGCUGUUAGUAGUAUUGGUAUAUUUCUAUAUGAAGAAUUAACACAUGGUACAUUACAUCCUAAAAUAAAAGAUGGUAUUGAUAUAUUAUUGGCAGCGUUAAAGUGUGUGAAUCGUAAAGUAGCAAAAGUGGCAUCUGAUAUGUUAAUGUUGUUAUGUGAUCAUACAGAUAAACUACUCAAUUACCAUUCUCAUUUACCCAAAAAAAUAGUUGAGGUGAUUGUUUCUACAAUAUCAGGGUUACUAGGGCAUCAUGAGAACUCUUCUACAGAAGAAGAAAAGAGGUUGAUAGUAUUAAUGAUGUUCAAUCUAAUUGAGUGGUGUAUAAAGAUACCAAUACACCUGUUGAUGGAGACUACAGAUACUGAUAAAAGUUGUUUAUAUAAAGUUCUUCAUGCAGCAGUGACUGGUCAUAGUUCUACCUCUCUACCACGUAGUGCAAACUCACUCUCAGAUUUCAUGUCAGACUCUGAUUUUAACAACGUCACUGAUUCACAUUCACCCACCAUCAACAGUUCACCAAAAAGCUACGCAUCAGAUUCAGUUCUUGAGGAACAAAUUUUGAAGACUCCUGAUACACCCAAUGUGUUUGAUCAACCACGUCAGCCACCUGAGACCGAUAUUGUUAAACUUGCUGCCAGAACGUUGAUGAAACAUUUAGUCAACAACCUCUGUCACUUCCCAAUGGGAUCAGGACCAGCACGAUUAAAUACUUUGGUACAGGAACAUCAUGAUAUACCAGAAUAUAUUGAAGAAGAUUUGAAACCUGACAUCUUUUCAGCAGCUAAUGUGCAAUUUUUUGUGUUAAAUCAUCGUUGUUUAGUAUCAUUUAUUGAACUACCAGCAAAGGAUGCACCAGGAGGUGGUGUAACAGCAGGAUUGACUACAGCUAAAACUGUAUGUCGUGUUGUGGUUAGAGAUGUAGGAGGAAAGUUCUGUUGGGAAAGUUCUGUAUUAUAUAGUCCUCCUUGGUGUAAAAAGGAUAUGGAGUUAGAACCAUUGAUUAUACAAGAAGAUAGUGAUAUUAAUAUAGAAUCUAGUCCUUCAACUCGGCAGCUGGCACCAGUACCAGCAUCAUCACGUACUAUAAAUACACUACCAUCAUAUAGUACCACUGGUAUACAAAAUGGUGACGAUAAUCUUGAUGAUUUACUAAGUUUUAUUGGUAAUACUAGUCCUGAGUGUUUACUACGUCUUGGUAAACCAUUAAAUAUUAAUCCUCCUAUACCAGAAGAUUUGUGUGAUCAGGCUGAAGGUAUGAUGACCACUAUGGUACUAGAUCAACGUCAAGCUGAGUUAGAAUAUUACAAACAACACAAAGCUGACGUCAGACAAAGGGAGAUAGAGCUUAUGCUGGCUAAACCAGAGUUACCUGAUGAAAUAGAAGAUCCUAUUUCACCAUUUCAAAUGUGUCGUAUGUUAUUAGACCAGAUGGGUUUGAUGUCCUGGGACAAACGUUGUCAAUUUGAUCUCUUGAAGAAAACUGAUAAAUUGUUACGGGAACUGAAAAAUUUGGACAAUCAAAAAUGCCGUGAAACUCAUAAAAUAGCAGUAAUCUAUGUGGCUACAGGACAAGAAGAUAAGAAUUCUAUAUUAUCUAAUACAGCUGGUAGUAGAGAUUAUGAAACAUUUGUAGCAGGAUUAGGCUGGGAGGUGGAUUUAGAGAAUCAUCAAGGAUUUCUAGGUGGUUUACAGAAAAAUAAAACAACUGGUGAUACAGCACCGUAUUAUGCUAAUUCUAGCUGUGAAGUCAUAUUUCAUGUUUCUACCAGAAUGCCUGUUGGUACUGAUGAAUCUAAGCAUAUUAAGAUGCGUCAUCUGGGUAAUGAUGAAGUUCACAUAGUCUGGUCAGAACAUUCGCGAGAUUACCGGCGGGGUAUAAUACCAACAGAGUUUGGUGAUAUUAUUAUCAUUAUUUAUCCACUACCAUGUGGUUUAUAUAGAAUACAAAUUAAUAGAAAACAUGAGGUACCGUAUUUUGGACCUCUGUUUGAUGGUUCAAUAGUAGAUAGUAAAGUAUUACCUGGACUAGUUCGAGCUACAGCAGUCAAUGCUAGUCGUAUAAAACGUUCUUUAAUGCCUUUCUUUCAUUCAUUCUAUGAGGAACGUGCUAAGUGCCUAGAGACAAUCAUACAGCAGAAUACAGAACCAACAACAUUUGAAGAUUUUGCUGCAUAUAUCUUUGCUCCUGUUUUACCUACCAAUUCAACGAGUAAGUCACUUCAUUUUUAA